This is a messenger RNA of Mauremys reevesii (Reeves's turtle), 1545 nucleotides long. RefSeq names its product cytochrome c oxidase assembly protein COX15 homolog (gene COX15). Gene Ontology annotation, biological process: heme A biosynthetic process. The coding region runs from base 11 to 1297 and encodes 428 amino acids. The record is from RefSeq and is a predicted model, not a curated record. The transcript has 9 exons. Gene Ontology annotation, molecular function: oxidoreductase activity, acting on NAD(P)H, heme protein as acceptor. NCBI's taxonomy places the organism in Eukaryota, Metazoa, Chordata, Testudines, Geoemydidae. Gene Ontology annotation, cellular component: mitochondrial inner membrane.
CUGGAUUGUCAUGGUGACAGCUAGGUGGUCCGGAAAUGCUGGCUUUGUUUCCGGGUCAGAUGCCAGGGUACUGUUUCCGGUUGUGCUCGUGAUGCUGCGGGCGGCGCUGGGAGGUGCGCGGGUCCUCCUGCUACUUCGGCGGGGGGGCUCAGGGGCCCAGCGAUGUCUCCGGUGGCGGCAGCCGCAGCAGCGGCGCGCGGUGUCGGAUGCCGCCGCCCAUCCCGGGGCGCUGGCCCCGCCUGUGCCCGGCUCGGCCGCGGAGCGGCUCGUGGGGCGCUGGCUGCUGGUGUGCAGCGGCGCGGUGGCCGGAGCUGUUGUGCUGGGGGGCGUGACCAGGCUGACAGAGUCUGGGCUCUCCAUGGUCGACUGGCAUCUGGUGAGGGAGAUGAAGCCCCCACAGACACAGCAGGAAUGGGAGGCUGAGUUCCAAAAAUACCAGCAGUUUCCAGAAUUUAAAAUCCUGAAUCAUGACAUGACAUUGAGAGAGUUCAAGUUCAUCUGGUACAUGGAGUAUUCACACCGCAUGUGGGGUCGGGUUGUAGGUUUGUCCUAUGUUCUGCCUGCUGUCUACUUCUGGAGAAAAGGCUGGCUCAGCCACCCCAUGAAGGGGCGUGUCCUUGCCCUCUGUGGGCUUGUCUGCUUCCAGGGUCUGCUAGGCUGGUACAUGGUGAAGAGUGGAUUGGAAGAGAAGCCGGAUUCUCAUGACAUCCCCCGAGUCAGUCAGUAUCGUCUAGCAGCACAUCUAGGCUCUGCACUAGUUCUGUACUGUGCCAGCCUGUGGAGUGGAUUGUCCCUGCUGCUCCCACAACACAAAUUACCUGAAACCUAUCAGCUCCUCCGUCUGAGACGAUUUGCUCAUGGGACAACAGGUCUUAUCUUCUUCACUGCUCUCUCAGGUGCCUUUGUGGCCGGACUGGAUGCAGGCCUUGUGUACAACUCCUUCCCCAAGAUGGGGGAGCGCUGGAUCCCAGACGAUCUCCUCUCCUUCUCCCCAGUGCUGAAGAACAUCUUUGAGAAUCCCACUACGGUGCAGUUUAAUCACAGGAUUUUGGGGAUCACCUCAGUCACUGCCAUCACAGCACUCUAUCUCCUCUCUCGGAAGAUCCCUCUACCACGCAGGACCAAGAUUGCUGUGGCCUCUUUAAUGGCUGUGGCAUAUAUGCAGGUGGGCCUGGGCAUCAGCACCCUUCUACUGUAUGUCCCAACUCCUCUGGCUGCCACUCACCAGUCGGGAUCCCUGGCACUGCUCACUGUGGCUCUGUGGCUUAUGAAUGAACUACGUCGGGUCCCAAAGUAGCCUGACUUCAACUGGGCUCUGCAAGGACGUUCUAGUUCUUUUCCCCACUGCACUGAUGUCAAUGCUCCGGCUGAUUGCUUUCCUCUGUGGUGACUUGCUGGGGUUCGAAAGGGCUCUGAGUGGGGAGUUCUGCAAGCCUGAAUUUAGACUGACCAGUCUGUUUACUGCGAUAAAUUCUUGACUGUAAGAUCAUGUGCACUUUUGAUUGUAAACUUUGUAAUGUAAAUUAAUUUGUUUAUUAAGCUGCU